Pseudovirgaria hyperparasitica is the source of this 717-nucleotide messenger RNA. RefSeq lists its product as uncharacterized. The record is from RefSeq and is a predicted model, not a curated record. NCBI's taxonomy places the organism in Eukaryota, Fungi, Ascomycota, Dothideomycetes, Acrospermales, Acrospermaceae. The transcript has 7 exons. Bases 1 to 717 code for a protein of 238 amino acids.
AUGUCUUGCUGUCAUUCGUUAAGCCAUACCCGUCCAACGGUGACGAAGCUUGCUGGUGCGAGCAUUCGAUGUGAAUGCUCAGCAGGUAUGGUCGACGAUUCAGACCGACAGUUAGGCCUCACGAUCAUCGGUCGCUCUCCCGACGGGGUCUGGAUGCAAUCAGGACCGAUCGUGAGAGUUGAUGCGGUUGGGGCUAUCGUGUGCAGAUACAGACACGUCCCUGGGUCACCAACAAGUUAUGGAGAGAAUCGGGGACAGAAGUGGUUGGACGCCAUGCAAGACGGCGCCCGGGCCGGACGACGGGUUCCUGCGCACGCCGCUCAACAUUGGACGAAGAUGGUGUGCGAUUGCCUGGACUCUGGGAGCGAAGGCAGCGGGACGGUCUCUUGUGGCGGCCGAAAAUCAGCUGGAAACCAGGAUCAUGCAAGAAGCAAUUUCUUCUUCUACUUCUGCUGGAAAUGGUGUGGACAGUUACGGACACAAACUGCACAGCAGUCUGCGAUCCCAGCCCCGAGAACCCAGCUCUCGGGACCUCAGCAGCCCGGAAGCUCCACUACGAAUAUUCGUGAUAUCGAGCGAGACAAUAGUCGGAAAAAAAGGACACGAGAGCACGAUAAUUGUAAUACUGGACGAGACUCCAGAGUAGCUGUGGAGGAACUAGUUGAAAAGCUCGAGCCGGUGAUUGCCUUGAAUAAUCAGCGACAUAUGAUAAAGUAA